Molecule: messenger RNA, 1048 nt
Organism: Zingiber officinale
Lineage: Eukaryota; Viridiplantae; Streptophyta; Magnoliopsida; Zingiberales; Zingiberaceae
Product: probable phytol kinase 2, chloroplastic
Exons: 6
Coding region: 132-869 (245 amino acids)
Molecular function (GO): kinase activity
Source: RefSeq, a predicted model, not a curated record
GUGCCUGCACUUGCUCCGCCGUCGCCCCCAUUUGAUUUUUCCCAGAUACACCGCCACCGCUUCGCGUCGAGACCUCUCCUCCCGUCCCUCUCUUCCACAAGGCCUCCGCUUUCCCCGGCCGCCGCCGCGUUAUGGCGGCUCCCGUAUUACUCGAGAGCUCAUUCGUCCAUGAUUUGGGAGCGGCAGCUGUGGCAACCGCUGUUUUCCUCCUCGUCCUCCAGUUCUGGGAGGUGCUGGCUAAAAGAGGCGUCUUUGAACAGAAACUGGGCAGGAAGCUUGUCCAUAUAAGUGCAGGAUUGGUUUUCAUGCUCUGCUGGCCUCUUUUCAGCUCAGGAACUCAGGCACCAUUUCUUGCAGCAUUCGCUCCAGGAAUUAACAUUUUCAGGAUGCUUCUUUUGGGUCAUGGAAUAUCCAAAAAUGAAGCUACAGUCAAGUCAAUGAGCAGAUAUGGAGACCACAGGGAACUUCUGAAGGGUCCACUGUACUACGCCUGCACUAUAACAUUCUCUACCGCAAUAUUCUGGAGGACAUCUCCCAUUGCAGUAGCUGCAAUCUGCAACUUGUGUGCUGGAGAUGGUGUGGCCGAUAUCGUAGGAAGGCGACUCGGAAAGGCUAAACUUCCUCACAACCCUAACAAAUCCUUUGCGGGUAGCAUUGCAAAUUUCUUGGCAGGCUUUGUAGCCUCAGUCGGAUACAUGCACUACUUCCACACCUUUGGGUUUAUCGAAGAGAGCUGGAGAAUGGUCAUGGGCUUCUUGGUUGCGUCUCUUGCUGCUGCAUUUGUUGAAUCCCUGCCAAUUAGCACAGAGUUGGAUGAUAAUUUAACAGUCACAGUGGCAUCCAUGUUAGUUGGUGGCCUUGUUUUCUGAUGUUGCAUUGGAUAUUAAUAUUGGGGCGUGCUUAGAUCCAAUCUGAUGUUGUAUUGGAUAUUAGUAUGGUUUUUUCUUGUUCAAACUAUUCCGAUCAUCUUGAAGUCUUGCAUUUCAAUUAAUAUAUAUAUAUUGCUUCUUGUUCCGUGGAUUAUAUAUUUGGAUUCUGUAAAAAAAUA